AUGUCGGACCCUCUGGCGGUGUGGUUCGCGGUCCAAUCGGAGCUUCUGGGCCACGGCGAGGAGGUUAACUCCGAAUCUCGGAGCUGUUUUGACUAUUACGACGACGACAUUUUGUUUGAAUUGUUCCACCUCACGCGCCCCUGCAUCGAGUUCGUCGCUGACAUGAUGCGCGUCCGCAUGAAGAAAUUCCUGCUCACCCCUCGCUCCUUGGACGCUAUGAUCAUGGUGACCCUCAACUUUUACGCGCGGGGCUCCUACUCCCCCUCGAUUUUGAAACGCUUCAACCUGAAGACUGACUGCGAGGAUAUCGUGGUCACCGUGUCCGAAGUGGCGGCCGGCUUGUCGGACCAGUUCAUUUCUUUCCCGCAAUCGCAGAAGGCAAAAAUCGACAUCGCUCAAAUGGUGGAGGACUUCUGCGGGAUCCCGGACGUGCUGGGCUUGCUUACUCCGGCUCACUUUCGGAUCACCGACGGGACUCGAGAGUUGUGCAUCAACUCGCUGGGCUACGCGUCCGUGGUCAGCCAGAUGAUUUGCGAUCUGGACGGAAAUAUACUGAGCGUGGAGCAAUGUUGCGCGGGCAGCACGCGAGAAAGAGACCUGUGGGGCACGUCGGUCAGGGGACGAGAAAUCGAAGAAGAACUCUAUGGACGAUAUUGGGUUGUAGGUGGUCAAGGCUACAACUUAAGCAAACGCGUGCUGACCCCCGUGUGUGCACCCAAAACUUCAGCAGAUAGAAACUUCAAUACGGCGCACGCCAAGCUCUACAAGAAGACGCAACACAUGCUGCGCUCGCUGAAAUGGCGAUUUCGGUGCUUGACUCAACUGUGCUUUGCCCAGCACAAGUUGAUGAACAUCAUCAAGACGUGCUGCGUCUUGCACAACAUUGCCAAGAAAUUCUCUGUCCCCAUGCCGCACGGGGAGGAGACAUUCCAAGACCUGCAGCCCAACAACUUGUGUGCCGAGUGGCGAGAUAUUUGCCCGGACGCGGCGAGAGAACGGCACCAACUUAUCUUACAUUACUUCAGUGCCACGAAGUGUCAAGAGGAACAAGAAUGA
Molecule: messenger RNA, 1056 nt
Organism: Nerophis lumbriciformis (worm pipefish)
Lineage: Eukaryota; Metazoa; Chordata; Actinopteri; Syngnathiformes; Syngnathidae
Source: RefSeq, a predicted model, not a curated record